Molecule: messenger RNA, 4129 nt
Organism: Neomonachus schauinslandi (Hawaiian monk seal)
Lineage: Eukaryota; Metazoa; Chordata; Mammalia; Carnivora; Phocidae
Gene: PNPLA8
Product: patatin like phospholipase domain containing 8
Exons: 10
Coding region: 218-2560 (780 amino acids)
Biological process (GO): arachidonate metabolic process
Cellular component (GO): membrane
Source: RefSeq, a predicted model, not a curated record
CGCCCCGGCCGCUGCUGUUCUGUUUGUGUUGGAAGCUCAGCUGAUGCGGGUCGGCCAGUGUGUGGACGUCAGUGCGGGACAGAGGCGCGUCGCCGCUGCCGCCCAAGUAGUUGCGGCCUGCAUCCCGGUAAGACCAUGAAUUAUGGCAUUUCUUAAAUGAAGCAUUCAGGAAUGAAGUGAAAAUCAUAACAUAUAGAAAAUAAAUGAUUUUUAAGUUAUGUCUAUUAAUUUGACUAUAGAUAUAUAUUAUAUUUACCUCCUUAGUAAUGCAAGAAGUCUUUGUGGGAAGCAGAGAAGCAAGCAACUGCAUUUCUUAUGCUCACCUAAACAUUACUGGAGGAUAAGCCACGUCAGUCUACAAAGAGGUUUUCAUACAAGCAAAAUAAGAUGUAAAUUGACCAAAAGUGAAGCCCAUUCUUGCAGCAAGCACUGUUACUUUCCAAGCCACCAUGGUUUACAUAUUGGAAUUUUGAAACUUAGCACUUCUACUCCGAAGGGACUUACAAAAGUGCGCAUUCGUAUGUCCCGUAUUAAAAGUACUUUGAACUCUGUUUCAAAGGCUGUUUUUGGCACUCAGAAUGAAAUGAUCUCACGUUUAGCUCAAUUUAAGCCAAGUUCUCGAAUAUUAAGAAAAGUAUCAGAUAGUGGCUGGUUAAAACAGACAGGCAUUAAACAAGCCAUCAAAUCUCUGAAAAAAUACAGUGACAAAUCAGUAGAAAAGGGUUCUUUUUCAGAAAGUCAUAUUCUAGAUAAAGAUGAAGAUAUAGGUAAACAAAGCCUUUUUCGUUACACAAGUAGUAUAACCACAAGAUUUGGAGAGUCAUUCUACUUUUUAUCAAAGCAUAUUAAUUCAUACUUCAAACGGGAGGAAAGAAUGUCUCAAAAAAAGGAAAAUAAACAUUUCCAGGACAAACUUGAAGAUAAAAAGAUUGAAGAAGAGAAAUCGAGCUCUCCAGAUCCUGGUGUCCUGACUGAUAAGCUAGAUUCAGAAUCUUCUUUAUAUUCUGUGGACAAGCCUGCAAGUGCCAGUGGGACACCUGAGACUCUUCCACUUUCUACUAAACAAAGUAUUGCUAACUUUCUUUCUCGUCCCACCGAAGGUGUCCAAGCUUUAGUAGGUGGUUAUAUUGGUGGACUUGUCCCCAAAUUAAAGUAUGAUUCAAAGAGUCAGCCAGAAGAACAGGAAGAGGCUAUUAAAGCUGAGCAACCCGUCAGCAAAGACAAAAAUGCAGAGGAGAAGAAGCAGUUAUCUCUUCAGCGAGAAAAGAUUAUUGCAAGAGUGAGUAUUGAUAACAGAACUCGGGCAUUAGUUCAGGCAUUGAGAAGAACAGCUGACCCAAAGCUCUGCAUUAACAGGGUUGAAGAAUUGACUUUUCAUCUUCUAGAAUUUCCUGAAGGAAAAGGAGUGGCUGUCAAGGAGAAAAUUAUUCCGUAUUUACUAAGAUUGAGACAAAUUAAGGAUGAAACUCUUCAGGCUGCAGUUAGGGAAAUUUUGGCCUUAAUUGGGUAUGUGGAUCCAGUGAAAGGAAGAGGAAUCCGAAUUCUUACAAUUGAUGGUGGAGGAACAAGGGGUGUGGUUGCUCUUCAGACACUGCGAAAAUUGGUCGAACUUACUCAGAAGCCAGUUCAUCAGCUCUUUGAUUACAUCUGUGGUGUGAGCACAGGUGCUAUAUUAGCAUUCAUGUUGGGAUUGUUUCAUAUGCCCUUGGAUGAAUGUGAGGAACUUUACCGAAAAUUAGGAUCUGAUGUGUUUUCACAAAAUGUCAUUGUUGGAACAGUCAAAAUGAGUUGGAGCCAUGCAUUUUAUGACAGUCAAACAUGGGAAAAUAUUCUUAAGGAUAGAAUGGGAUCCUCACUAAUGAUUGAAACAGCAAGAAACCCUACAUGUCCUAAGGUAGCUGCAGUAAGUACCAUAGUAAACAGAGGGAUAACGCCAAAAGCUUUUGUGUUCAGAAACUAUGGUCAUUUUCCUGGAAUCAACUCACACUACUUGGGAGGCUGUCAGUAUAAAAUGUGGCAGGCCAUUAGAGCCUCGUCGGCUGCUCCCGGCUACUUUGCCGAGUACGCAUUGGGGGAUGAUCUUCACCAGGAUGGAGGUUUGCUUCUGAAUAACCCUUCGGCGCUAGCAAUGCAUGAGUGUAAAUGUCUUUGGCCCGACGUCCCGUUAGAGUGCAUAGUGUCCCUGGGCACUGGGCGUUACGAGAGUGAUGUGAGGAACUCCGUGACUUACACGAGCUUGAAGACCAAACUGUCUAAUGUUAUCAACAGUGCCACAGAUACAGAAGAAGUCCACGUAAUGCUUGAUGGUCUGUUACCUCCUGACACCUAUUUUAGAUUUAAUCCUGUAAUGUGUGAAAACAUACCUCUGGAUGAAAGCCGAAAUGAAAAGCUCAAUCAGCUGCAGCUGGAAGGGUUGAAGUACAUAGAAAGAAAUGAAGAAAAAAUGAAAAAACUUGCAAAAAUAUUAACUCAAGAAAAAACAACUCUGCAGAAAAUUAAUGAUUGGAUAAAACUAAAAACUGACAUGUAUGAAGGCCUUCCAUUCUUUUCAAAGUUGUGAUAAGGGUGUGUGUAUAUUUUCAUAAGUGAGGGCCUGAUCAGAAGAUCAGUGAGUUCAGUUAGGAGUUGGGUUCAGCAUGAGUUUACUUUGAAGUACUGGCAAAUCCUGGAAAAGUACGUGCUUGGACCAGCUUGCACAGCACGGAGGGUAUGCUUGCCUACAGAAUUCAUAUGGAAAUUAGUUUUUUAUGAUGUGAAUAAUUAACUGUGCUUUAGGAGUCUUAUUAUUGUGCUAAUUGGUUUUAGUAGAUAUUGCUGUUCUAUUGUUUGAUAUUUGAAAAUUUAUUAAUAUAUGUGCCAAACAAGAACUAUUAUCAUCUUAUACUUGGUAUUUUUGCUUUAGUCACCAUAAUCAUGUUGAAUGUAUUUGAUACUGAUUUUCUGUCAUGGGGAAAAGCUAAUUUCUUCUUAAAUUUCCAUCACUUUUGUUUUCACUAGCUAUAUCCUAGGAUCCAAGUGUUGACUUUUACUGGAAUAUCAUCUAAACAGGUACAGAAAAAUAGAAUUUUCUCUAUCAGAAGACUUUUACAUUUGAAAUAUGAAAGAACCAGAUAUACAGUUCUAUUCAAAAUGUGUUUAUUUCAGUCAGUAUCGUUUGGUUCAGAAAGAAAGGUGAAGCUCCAAUCAACCACUUUCCCCCCUGAAAUUUCAAGAUAAUGCUAGGUGUUAACUUUUCUAGCUCUAGCUUAUCAUUCACUGUUACAAAAUUAUUUGAAUUUACUGAGAAGAUAUCCCUAUCAUUAACAAAAAUAAACUAUUGAAAUAAUGUAUUGUUAAAGGGCUAAUGUCGUUUUUAAAUUUUUUUAUUGUUCAUAUGAAAUGUAGCGUCCCAUCUCUUGUAAGCAUUUGAAUAUACCUGCCAACAGUGUGCUUAAAAAUAUAAGUUUUAUCUGAUUAACUCCUUUAACCUGGAUUUCGUGGAGGUUGUAUAUAUGCCAACCCGAAUCAUUGUUUAUGCCAACCAAAUUCAUCUUUGCUUUGUUAUCUAUCUGCCAUGUAAAUCCUUACAUCAUGUAUAGAUUGGUCAAGGAAAAUGAAAAAAGGUAAAUGCCUUUUGCUUUGUACAUAUCAACUAAAGCUAAACCUCACUGCCUAGAUGAUUCUAUUGCUUCUUUGUAACGUGAAUUCAUAGAGGCAGUGAGGCAUGGUUCAGAGCGCUGUGGGGAGCUGAGAGUCUGGAAGCUAAUCCGACCUCUGAUGCAAAGUCCUGUUUGUGAACUGGAGGAGGGGGGACAGCCUGUCUGGGCUUUGGAUAUUUCAUUUAUAAAAUGAGAAGAGCUAGCUUGAAAAUUUUAUUUACUCUUUAGUGGCAAUCCAAAUUCUGUCAGUGUACAAGCAAAAUAUGGGAAGAGAUGUGAAAAUGAGUUUUCAGUCUGCCAGUGUUAAACUGGUAGAUUAUCUGCUCUUUUCAAAGAAGCAAAGAAGAAAAAUAAAAUGUAGUAAAUUCUCCAACUCAUCAGUUACAUAAAAAAAAUAGAUUAAAAAUUGUUUUGAUGCUCAGGCCUUUUGGAGUGUCUCAAAAUUCCUAUUUCUGUAAUAAAGGGUAUGUUGGCCAUGUUUCAGUUCUGUU